Stegastes partitus (bicolor damselfish) is the source of this 783-nucleotide messenger RNA. Its product is annotated as fibroblast growth factor 12. Bases 1 to 654 code for a protein of 217 amino acids. NCBI's taxonomy places the organism in Eukaryota, Metazoa, Chordata, Actinopteri, Pomacentridae. Gene Ontology annotation, molecular function: growth factor activity. The record is from RefSeq and is a predicted model, not a curated record. The transcript has 4 exons.
AUGGCGGCGGCCAUCGCCAGCUCCCUGAUCCGGCAGAAGCGCCAGGCCCGCGAGUCCAACAGCGACAAGGUCGCCACCAACAAGAGGCGCUCGAGUCCCAGCAAGGACCCGCGGUCUCUGUGCGAGCGCCACAUCUUCAGCGUCUUCAGCAAAGUCCGCUUCUGCAGCGGCAAGAAACGGCCGGUCCGCCGGAAACCAGCCCUGUUCAACCUGAUCCCGGUGGGUUUGCGGGUCGUGGCCAUCCAGGGAGUGAAGGCUGGACUGUACGUGGCCAUGAACGCCGAGGGAUUCCUCUACACAUCAGAUGUGUUCACAGCAGAGUGCAAGUUCAAGGAGUCGGUGUUCGAGAACUACUACGUCAUCUACUCGUCCACGCUGUACCGGCAGCACGAGUCGGGCCGAGCCUGGUUCCUGGGCCUCAACAAGGACGGAGUCAUCAUGAAGGGAAACCGAGUGAAGAAGACCAAACCCUGCUCACACUUUGUCCCCAGACCCAUCGAAGUCUGUAUGUAUAAAGAGCCGUCGCUGCACGAGUUGGAGGAGAAGCUGCUGAAGUCCUCGAGGAGCCCGACGCUGAACAGCGAGGGUCGGCCGAGGAGCCUGGCUCAGGAGGCGCAGCAGCAGGAGGACUCCACAGAGCAGGACGGGUCGUAGCCUGCAGCGCCCCCCGCAGGCGGAGCAGGAGAACUCCCAUUUUAACACUCCCUCUGUUCAGCAACAACGACAACCACACGACGACGACGACAACAACAACAAACCGCCACGACGACGACGGCAACGAAA